Seminavis robusta is the source of this 1161-nucleotide messenger RNA. The record is from the annotation of a GenBank genome assembly. NCBI's taxonomy places the organism in Eukaryota, Bacillariophyta, Bacillariophyceae, Naviculales, Naviculaceae.
AUGAAGAAGACUACCAGCAGCCCGAUUGCAGAGCCAUCUGCAAAACUGAACCGCGAAGCCCUGAUGGGGCGCCCUUUGGACGAGAGUUGGGGCGUGAACCCUCCCGAGUUGCUGCAUGAGCACAGGGUGGCCAACGGCUCCAUCAUUCGCGCUCGGGGUGGACGCGUCGAAUCGCGCACCAUUUUCCGAUACGACGAUACCAACCCUGAGGCGGAAUCCAAGGAAUACAUGGAAUCCCUGCGUAGAGACCUUGAUUGGUUGGGAUGGAAACCUGAACGAAUCACACAUAGUUCCGAUAACUUUGAAGUCCUCUACGAGCUUGCCAGCAAGCUGAUCAAGAAGGGUCUUGCCUAUUGCUGUGACAUGACAAAAGAGGAAAUUGUGGCUCAGAGGGAAUUAGCCAGGAAGCGAGCUGCAUCCAAGAACCCCGACCUCGAGUAUCUCAUCCUAUCUCACGACUUCUACCUGGCCGGAAUAGAGACUUUUGAUAAAAUGAAGAAGGGCGCCUAUGACGAGGGAACCUGGACUCUGAGGCUCAAGAUGGACUUUGAAUCUCCCAACCCAAACAUGUACGAUUUAGUGGCUUAUCGCAUCAAAUACACGCCUCAUCCGCAUGCCACGGACAAGGAAUGGUGCAUCUAUCCAUCCUACUGUACGACUUCACCCACGGAAUCUGCGAUGCUUUGGAGGCAAUCGACUUCAGCAUCUUAUACUGUGAUGAGCAAACGAAGGCUUCUUAGACUUGUGAUCGAUGGACAUGUCCAUGGAUGGAGCGACCCAAGGAUGCCUACCAUUGCUGGCUUCCGUCGACGAGGCUAUACCAAAGAAAUCAUCAAUGAGUUUUGCAACGACCUUGGCGUUUCGAAGGCUGCGAAUGUGAUUGAAUACGAAAAGUUGGCCAGUGUUGCCCCUAGGAAGCUGGAGAAGACAUCCCUGCGAGCCAUGGCGUGUCUUAAGCCCGUCAAGGUGGUUCUCUCCAACUGGGACGAUGUCUCUUGCAAGGAUUCUAUGACUUUUGGAGUGGGAAACAAUCUCGCUGAUGGCAACAUGGGUCACAUCUCAUCACACUCACAAACCCAAUCUACAUUGAUGCAUCAGACUUUGGCUUGCAUGAUUCCAAGGACUACUUCAGACUGGCUCCUAAAAAGGCAGCUGGCUUGA